AUGAAAUUAUCUACUUUAAUUCCAAUUGUUGCUUUUAUUUCAACUAUUUCAGCUGCACCAGCAGCAGCACCAGCAGUUACUUCUCCACCACAAGCUGCACCAACUGAUGGAAAUAAUUGGUCCACUUAUCCAUCAGUUGCCAAAACAGCAUCAAUUAAUGGAUUUGCUGAUAAAAUUUAUGAUCAAUUACCAUCAUGUGCUCAACCAUGUGUUCGUAAAGAUACAAGAGUAACUCCUUGUCCAUAUUGGGAUACAGGUUGUUUAUGUGUUAUGCCACAAUUUGCUGGUCCUAUAGGUGAUUGUAUUGCUUCUGCUUGUAAAGGUGAUAAAGUUAAAACUGCUACUUCUUUAGCUACUUCAAUUUGUUCAAGUGCUGGUGUUUGGGAACCUUAUUGGAUGAUUCCUCCUUCAGUUUCUAAAAGUUUAUCAGUUGCUGCUGAAGCAACUGAUUAA
This is a messenger RNA of Lodderomyces pseudojiufengensis, 453 nucleotides long. Its product is annotated as CFEM domain-containing protein. The transcript has a single exon. NCBI's taxonomy places the organism in Eukaryota, Fungi, Ascomycota, Pichiomycetes, Serinales, Debaryomycetaceae. The record is from RefSeq and is a predicted model, not a curated record. The coding region runs from base 1 to 453 and encodes 150 amino acids.